GUGGUUGCGAGAGACUUACCUGCAGCUCGAAACUGCGUGGGAAGUGACACUUUACGAUUUACAAUAAAUAUGUUUGUUUUUCAGAUUCAAAACCUACAUUAUUAAUAAAAUCAACAGGGUUAUUCCGUCUCGAUUCUAAAAGAUCAUGCAAAAAAGGGCUGGAUGGAGGGCUAGUUUCUUGUGGUUAAUCGAGCAGACACCUGCGCGCGCGUGUCAGCGGGUUUCGCUAUAGGUGACGACAAAGGGCCGCCUGCAUGACACAUGAACGGCAACACAGUGGACCUACAGCGGCCAAUUUGACAAAUACGUCGAAUGACAUGGACCCGCUCAAAUCUGGGAAAAAAUUUCCGGACAGUGGCUUGGACCAGACAGAUGAGUUUCUACCUGCAUCGGAUACAAAGAAGUUACAGAAGAACAGGAUAUCGGGCAGGGUGAUUGUGGCAAUAGGUCUCACAGCAUUCGCCAUCAUUGCAUUAGUAACUGGACUGCUAGUGUGGCAUUUCCAUUUCAGGCCAAUUGGAAAGGUGAAGAAGUUGUUCAGUGGUUAUUUGACCAUCUCCAGUCAGACGUUCUCAGAUGCUUAUGAAAACUCUAACAGCACUGAAUAUAAAGAACUCGCUUCAAAGGUCUCAAAUCAGCUCAAAACUAUAUACGGUCAAGUACAGUUGCUGUCCAGGUACCAUGUGGUAUCCAGUGUGCAAGGUUUCAGUGAGGGCAGUAAUAACGGUAUCAUCGCAUAUUACCUGUCUGAGUUUAAUGUGCGGGCGUCCAAAUUAUCUGCUGUGGACGAGGCCAUUGCAUCCAUGGAUGGAGUGGAAAAUGUACGGAAAAGCCGGAGUGGUUUUGGUCGCAGGACUGACAAUAGCCUCACCAUUGAUGGCAUGACAUCAGGAGCUGUGGAUGCUCGGUUAGCUGGCAAAAACCUCAAACGGUCCACUAAGAGGUCUCAUCAUGCCCAUGAGAACCAGACAGACAUUAUCCGGUCUCCAGGUUUUCCUGAUUCCUCCUACUCUCCCAACCUUUACAGCGAGUGGCAGAUUCGGGCCGACCCAGAGCACAGGAUCAGACUAGAGUUUGACGUCCUAGACCUGGAGAAAGACUGUCGUAAUGAUUUCGUCAAAGUGUAUGACUCAUUAGCACCAUCAGAGAAGCAAGUCAUAACGGAGAAAUGUGGAUAUCGCUUACCAAAUGAGAAGCUCAUUUUCAUCUCCUCUGGGAAUGUCAUGCUGGUUACACUGGUUACAAAUGAAGAGAAAAACUUCCCAGGUUUCAGGGCAUUUUACUCUCAGAUUCCAGCCAAAAUUCAAGACUGCGGAGGGAGACUAACAGGGCUUCGGGGUACCUUCACAUCACCUGGCUAUCCCUCCCAUUACCCACCUCAGAUUGACUGUGUCUGGAACAUUGAGGUUCCACCAGGAAAGCAUAUCAAGAUAAAGUUUGACAAGUUAUCUAUACAUAGCACUGAAAAGGACACCAUCAGCUGUCGCACAGACUACUUGGAGUUAAAUUACAGAAUAUGUGGAGAGAAGCCACCUAAAACAGUGUACACUAUCAAAUCAAACCAAGCAACAGUCAAAUUUCAUUCUGACAUGUCCUACGUGAGCGAGGGCUUUUCUGCAGAGUUUGAGGCCUUUGAACCCACUAAUCCCUGUCCUGGGAGGUUCCAGUGUGACAAUGAUCUGUGUGUGUCUACUAACCUACAGUGUGAUGGCUACAAUGACUGUGGAGAUAUGAGUGAUGAGAGGGGCUGCAACUGUAAUGUGACUCAAAUCAAAUGCAAGAACGGCUUCUGCAAACCCAGUUUCUGGCUCUGUGAUGGGGUGAAUGAUUGCGGAGAUAACACUGAUGAGGAAAACUGUGGGAAUUGUAAAGCUCAAGAGUUCAGAUGUCGAAAUGGCCUCUGCAUUUCAACUCAUAAGGAGUGUAAUGGCUACAACGACUGUGGAGAUGGCUCAGAUGAAUCUCAGUGUGAGAAAUCCAUAGCUAUUCGCUGCUCUGAUCACUCUUAUAAGUGCAAGAAUAACCAAUGCAUUAGCAAGCUGAACCCUAUGUGUGAUGGAGAAACUGACUGUACGGACGGUUCGGAUGAAGCAGAGUGUAAAUGCGGGACAAAGCCCUACAAGUCCAGUCGUAUUGUGGGUGGAAAGGACUCGAAUGAUGGAGAAUGGCCCUGGCAGGUCAGCCUCCACAUGAAGAGACAAGGUCAUGUGUGCGGGGCGUCUGUUAUCAGUAACCGCUGGCUUGUCACUGCUGCUCACUGCGUGCAGGACAGUGAAAAGUUCAAGUAUUCGCAGCCUGACCAGUGGGAAGUCUAUCUAGGCCUACUUAACCAGGGUGAGACUAAUAAGUCAACCCUAAAAAGUUUGAAGCGCAUAAUUUCUCACCCUCAGUAUGAUCCCCUGAGCUACGACAAUGACAUCGCUCUAAUGGAGUUGGACAGCCCUGUGACUCUAAGCCAGAACAUCUGGCCUGUCUGCUUACCUGAAGCCACACAUGACUUCCCAGCAGGCAAAUCUGUAUGGAUCACUGGCUGGGGCAAGACAAGAGAAGAAGUUGAUGAUGUUGCAUCAGUGUUGCAGAAGGCAGAGGUGCGCAUUAUUAACAGCACUGUGUGCAGCAAGCUGAUGGAUGAAGGGACAACACCACGCAUGAUCUGUGCAGGUGUAUUGAGUGGAGGUGUAGAUGCCUGUCAGGGUGACUCAGGUGGGCCAAUGACUUCCACUGAGAGCAAUGGGCGCAUGUUCCUUGCUGGAGUGGUGAGUUGGGGAGAUGGCUGCGGUCGCAAGAACAGGCCUGGUGUCUAUACACGGGUCACAGAAUACCGCAGCUGGAUCAAGCAGAUGACAGGGGUUUAGUGUCACAACGGUGACACGAAAUGGACUAAAGCCUAACAACCUGUAUUGAAAGUUAUUGAGGAAAAUUGAAGGCAUUCAUAUUCGUCAAGUCAUGUUUCCGGAGCCAUAAAGAUUCUUAUAAUCAGCCCACAUGAUGUGCACAGGAAAGUUUUCUUUGAUGAAGAUUUGUUUCGUUUUUUCAUAAUAAGGAGCUCUCAUAGUCACAAAUCUAUCUUUGUGUAUCUGAAUGUGUUUACACUCUUAAAUGAGUUUUGUCUAUAUGGACUAUGCUGUUUUUUAGCUCAAAUGAACUGCGUUUCUCUUUCUGUGGAGGAAAAGUAUUCUUGCUGCCUUGCUAAGUCAUUAAAACUUGAGUGCUUCUCAGGGAUUUUUGUGUAAUUGAUGGCGUAACAUGUCAAUGGGCUGUGCUUUGUUUUUGUUUGUAUUACAUUAUAGCUUUAUAAUCUCCUUUCAUACCAAAGAAUCUUGAUAAUCAGAUCUGUGCCCAAAUGUUUUUUAUGGCUAAAUAAUAGGAAACAAUUUUAGAGUAUUCAUU
This is a messenger RNA of Rhinichthys klamathensis goyatoka, 3390 nucleotides long. RefSeq names its product ST14 transmembrane serine protease matriptase b (gene st14b). Lineage: Eukaryota; Metazoa; Chordata; Actinopteri; Cypriniformes; Leuciscidae. The transcript has 19 exons. Gene Ontology annotation, molecular function: protein binding; serine-type endopeptidase activity. Gene Ontology annotation, biological process: proteolysis. Bases 255 to 2855 code for a protein of 866 amino acids. The record is from RefSeq and is a predicted model, not a curated record.